Molecule: messenger RNA, 872 nt
Organism: Hordeum vulgare subsp. vulgare (domesticated barley)
Lineage: Eukaryota; Viridiplantae; Streptophyta; Magnoliopsida; Poales; Poaceae
Product: 60S ribosomal protein L6, mitochondrial-like
Exons: 2
Coding region: 252-566 (104 amino acids)
Biological process (GO): translation
Cellular component (GO): ribosome
Molecular function (GO): rRNA binding; structural constituent of ribosome
Source: RefSeq, a predicted model, not a curated record
AGCGAGCAGCCCCCCGCGCACAAGAGCUUCCCAACCCAAUAACCCUAGUUCGGCGACGACUUGGCGCGCGGCGGCGGUUGGUUCGGAGCCGGCGAGGGCCACACGGGGCACGUGAAGGGAGCGCUUCCGCCGGCCUCCGCCGUGGUUGCUCGCGGCGUCGGCGAGGACGACCUCCUCGAGGGUUUUCGCAGCCCAAGGUGAGUUGAGUUGGAAACAAAUAUUUCAUCCUCGGACGAACCUCUCUUGUUGCAAUGGAAGCCAAGUUCUUUCGGUUCCUGAAGCUCGUCGGAGUUGGCUUCAAAGCAAGGACAGAGCGUGAAGGCCGCGAGUUGUUUCUGAAACUAGGUUACAGCCACGAGGUGCAGUUCACCGCUCCACCCGCCGUCCGCGUCUUCUGCUUCAAACCCAACAUAAUAUGCUGCACCGGCCUCGACAAGCACAGGGUGCACCAUUUCGCGGGAGCCGUCCGGAGCAGCAAGCCUCCGGAAGUGUACAAGGGGAAGGGCGUACUGUACAUCGACGAGGUCAUAAAGCUGAAGCCCGGGAAGAAGCAGCAGAAGAAGUAACGCAUGGGUGAGCCUCCCCGUUUGACUUCUAGCCUGUUGUUAGGGCGCUGCGUCGCGUUUGUUGUGCCGUGGAUUUCAUGUGGUUUUCUCUGCGCCGGGUUUAUGGCUAGCCCCGGUACCAGACAGGACUUCGUAAUAAUACUCCAGUGCAUGCGACGUAUGGGAAUCAUCUGAUGAAUUUGUACUGUAUGACAUGCAUACCGUCGGGUGGGGGGUGGACCAGCGGAUUGCAACAGUUUUGUGUUGUUUUGAGCUGCCUAGAUGUGACGUGUCUUCAGUAGUUCAAUGUGUUUGUUGCUGCCACAA